Candidula unifasciata is the source of this 1441-nucleotide messenger RNA. The record is from the annotation of a GenBank genome assembly. Lineage: Eukaryota; Metazoa; Mollusca; Gastropoda; Stylommatophora; Geomitridae.
AUGCCAUCACCAUAUAAGAGCCCUAUUGUUGAGUCAACGUGGGAGAGGCUGCACAUGACACAGGCAGCUAGGCAGGCCGUUAUUUCCUCUGCAAAGAUUGUGGUUAUAUUUGCCUUUCUAUUCUUUGACAUGUCCUACUCAGUGUUCUCGGGUCUUGUGUCAUUGGCCCAUCCAGUCGUUUGGUUUACUGAACUAUCUUUAGCCAUCCUGUUGGUGUUCCAAAUAAUCAGUAAUGGGUUACUGCUAUGUCGCUAUUUCUGGAUGUGCGUAUUUGGAUCUGCUGUUGAUAUUACCGAAGAUCAGGGUAAACUAAUGGCCUUGCCUAUAAAUAGUACAGCUUUUAAAACCAAAUCACCAGAGAAACCUCAGUCAGCAUCUUCAUCUUUGAACCUCAGCCACUCUAAUGCUUAUGGAACCAUGGACAUGACACCUCUCAAGUCUUCAACCAGCCUCACAGCUCACACCCCAGGCAGAUACCAGUCACCUGUCAGUAACUCAUCAUUAAUGUCACCUUAUGCUUCGUACUUCAGCACACCAUCCCAGAACAGCAGUUACACAUCAAGCUUCAAUUCUUCAUUUGAUAAGAGCCUGAAUCUGUCGGCAGUUUCCCAGUCUUCAGGUAGAGGUGAUUAUGACAGAGCAAGCAUGAGGUCAUGGAGAUCCAAGUCAGUCCCCCUCAGUAUCUCCUCUUCAAAAUACAAGCACAUCACAGACGUUGACACCCUGCACCGCUACAUAAAUGAAGAGGAUGAAAAGGAACGCAUUAAGUCUCAGGUUUCACUUGAGAAUCUGCCGGCAGGAAACCUAUCCUUCUUGUCAUUUGGCCUCAAUCCCUUGGAUUUUACACAGAUAUUCCGUAAAUUCACCUACCAGCUGUCACCUAGUUCAUCAACAGCACCAACUUUGAACAGCUCCAGUGAUCAGAUAACCAACCAGGGUAUUGGAGAUGUGUGGAAUAAAUAUGAUGUCAGUGAAAGUGAUCUCUGUGUCUGGAUUGAGAAAUUAAGAAAAUGGAUCAGUUUCACUAUUGUUUCCCGUUUGAAUGCGGAGAUAGAUGAAGUAAAUGCAUCUCUGCGAAAGAUAGGAUGUGAAGACACGCAGGUUGGGGAAGUUGGAGUUUCCGUGUUGAAGCAGUUGGCCUUAACAAAGGGGACUUAUGUUCCAACACUGAACAGUGUUGUAGCCUACAUGGAUUUCUGUCCCAAUCAAGAAUAUCUCCGAAACAGAAUUAAGGAUCUCAACACUGGCAGUAUGAGUGCAUUUACUUGGGACAGGGGUGGUAACUAUGGCAAACCCUGGGGCGAGCACUUGCCAACAGAUGCUGCACUUGUGAUGCAUUUGUUCUGCUGCUACCUGGACUCCCGUCUCCCAGCACACCCCAAAUAUCCAGAUGGGAAAUCGUUCACAUCUCAGCACUUUGUCAAGACUCCUGACAAGCCUA